Messenger RNA from Danio rerio (zebrafish), 3167 nucleotides. The record is from RefSeq and is a predicted model, not a curated record. NCBI's taxonomy places the organism in Eukaryota, Metazoa, Chordata, Actinopteri, Cypriniformes, Danionidae.
GAGUGUAAUCAAUCUAGAUGAGUGAGCAUGGGUGUAGGCGAAGUGCUUGUCUGAAUAUGUAGUCCAGGAAAAGCCGGAAUUGUAGUCCAUGGUCUGUUGUGAGUGAGAACCAGUCAAUCUAGUGGAAUACGAUCGCUGGUAAUCGUGACAGUAAUAGAGUGUGUAUGAGAAUAUGAGGGUGUAUGAGUGUUUCCCAGUACUGGGUUGCAGCUGAAAGGGCAACCGCUGCGUAAAACAUAUGCUAGAAUAGUUGGUGGUUCAUUCUGCUGUGUGGACCCCUGAUGAAUAAAGGGACUGAGCCAAACAAAAUAAAUGAAAGUUGUAUUUUCCAGUUUGUGCUGAAAAAAUAGAAAAAAUAUCAUCAAAAUUGUUAAAUUCAAAAGGAAAUUGCUAUUCCAGGAAACACCGGUAUACCUAAAAAUAAAAAUAUAUAUAAAGUUUACGCACACACAUAUUGCAAAAUGUGCAUUAAAAUAGGUGGACAUAAACAGCUAUUGACAUCCACAGUAAAUUAAAUAAAUAAACAAAAGUUAAUAUCUGCCAGUUUUCAACAUUCUUCAAAGUAUCUUCCUUUGUGUUCAACAGAACAAAAAAAAAACUCAAACAGGUUUGGAGUCAAGGGUCAAGAGUGAGUAAACCAUGACAGAGUUUUCACUUUCUGAGUAAAGCAUUCCUUUAAAGUCAGCUGUGCGCCUGCAAAACACCCGAGCAGAUCUUCAAUGUGCUGUUUAUGUCCUCCAGAAUACCGAGGUUUAAGUGAACAAGGAUCCACAACACUAUACGAGUGACUCAGACGGAUGGAGACGCUCCCUGCGCAGUGAACAUGCAGCGGCACGCAGACAGCAGGAACACAGGCCGAGUGUGUGCGUUCAUCUGUGCUUCAGUCCGCAGGUAAGACGCGCUCAGAUCUGUGUUUUUCCCGCCGCUGCUACUGUUUGUUUGAGUGUUUGCUUCAGGACGGACUCUCGAAGAUCAUGUGUUAGAAGAGUUUGUUUGGUUUUGUCCUCGUCUUUCCGGUUUUCUCUGCUCUGAAGGCUUUGGAUUAAUUUACAGAGAGCCGCUGGUGUCUGUAGUGACCCACAAACAUGCUUUAGCUUCUCUCAAGUCUUCUAGUUCUGGAGGAGUUCACAAGCACGCAGCUCGCGUGAGUCGUGUUACAGAGUAAGAGCGUGGCAUUCCUGGACAUGAGUUCUGCAUCAACUUGAGCUUGAUGAAGAGCGGAGACACAGAAGGCGCUGGAUGAAGGAGUGUGUCUCACUCAGGUCCUUUACUGCUGCUCAGACUCUGCUGGAGGAAAUGAACAGCUGAACUGAGGAAAACACUCGAUCUUACAGGCCGCCAGAAUGUUCCAGAGGAGGAAGAAGAAGAAGAGGAAGUUGGAGAUCUCCACACCUAAGAACUUCCAGCACCGCGUGCACACUUCUUUUGACCCAGUUCAGGGUUGUUUUAUCGGGUUGCCGCCGCAAUGGCAGAGCCUCAUAGAGACGCUGAAGAGGCCCAAACCAGUGGUGGACCCGUCCAGCUUCACACAGGUGCAGGUCAGACCACAGAAGAGCAUCGUUCGUGGAAGUUUCAUCGGACACGAGGACUACAUUUCAGCGGCGAUCGCUCAGAUGAGCCGACUCUCCGUCACCAGCUCCAACUCUUUAAGAAGAAGGAGUCCGUCUGUGAGAAAAAGAGCGCAAUCAUUAGGUCGACUGGGGGAAUUAGCAGAAGCAGAGACUUAUGAAUAUGAGGAACUCAAUAAUACUAACCACAGGAAUAGUUCAGAUUUACACAGAGGAUCCAGACCGAUCCAGAGUCCGCAAACUGAGUCUAGACAAUCACCAGCAAGAGCUCGAUCCGUUCACGAGGCGACCAUGUUUACAGGACUGAUGCCCAGAGAUAUCUUACUGCACAGGGCUGGGUGUGAAGGAACCGAUAAUGCUGGGAAUAAACCAAACCAGAGGCCGGUGUCGUGUUUGUACAGCCAAAGUGAUGGAGCCAAACUGAACUCGGAUCAGCUGAAGAUGGAGACGCAGAGGAGGCCGCAGUCUACCUAUGACUUUAAGGUCAAUUCUCCAAAUCUUCCAGCUGCAUCUAAACCCAAUGGCACCAGCAGUCCAAAACCAGGCCAUGGGAUAAUCUCUAUGCAGACGCCUCGCCGUUCCUCCACUGAUAACACCCUCAAACUCUCCACUAUCCCAGCCGAUGUUCCUCCAGCACAGGACAGCCCGUCAGAGCCCAGACAGGCCCCAAGCGGAGCCUCGUCUCCUGGGCUGACAGAGCCCAGCGUCACACACACACAGUUCAGAGCCGCGCUGCAGAUGGUGGUGGAUCCGGGAGACCCGCGCUCAUACCUGGAGAACUUCAUCAAGAUCGGGGAGGGCUCGACUGGGGUGGUGUGCAUCGCCAGAGAGAAGCACAGCGGACGACAGGUGGCCGUCAAGAUGAUGGACCUGCGCAAACAGCAGAGGAGAGAGCUGCUCUUCAAUGAGGUGGUGAUCAUGCGGGACUACAGGCAUCAGAAUGUGGUGGAGAUGUACAAGAGUGCGCUGGUUGGUGAAGAGCUGUGGGUGAUCAUGGAGUACCUGCAGGGCGGCGCUCUCACCAACAUCGUCUCAGAGACCAGGCUGACAGAGGAGCAGAUAGCAACGGUGUGUGAGUCUGUCCUGCAGGCUCUGUGUUAUCUUCACUCUCAGGGAGUCAUCCACAGAGACAUCAAGAGCGACUCCAUCCUGCUGACGUUGGACGGCAGGGUCAAGCUGUCAGACUUUGGCUUCUGUGCUCAGAUCAGUAAAGACGUACCCAAGAGGAGGUCUCUGGUCGGGACUCCAUACUGGAUGGCACCGGAGGUGGUUUCUAAGACGCCGUACGGCACUGAGGUGGAUAUUUGGUCUCUGGGCAUCAUGGUGGUGGAGAUGGUUGAUGGAGAACCUCCGUAUUUUAGCGAAACACCAAUUUCUGCUAUGAAGAGACUGAGAGACGAGCCGCCGCCGACCGCCAGAAACGCCAGCAAGAUCUCUCCUGUCCUGCGGGACUUUCUGGACUCCAUGUUGACCCGUGAGCCGCAGCAGAGAUCCAGCGCAUCUGACCUGCUCCAGCACCCGUUCCUGCUGCAGUGUUCAUCACCCCGCUGCCUCAUCCCACUGGUUGAGCAGACCCGCAGACGCACAUCCCGCUGCUGA